Molecule: messenger RNA, 1266 nt
Organism: Dictyostelium discoideum AX4
Lineage: Eukaryota; Evosea; Eumycetozoa; Dictyosteliales; Dictyosteliaceae
Gene: psmC3
Product: 26S proteasome ATPase 3 subunit
Exons: 3
Coding region: 1-1266 (421 amino acids)
Cellular component (GO): nucleus; cytoplasm
Molecular function (GO): ATP binding; ATP hydrolysis activity
Source: RefSeq, a predicted model, not a curated record
AUGUCAAAUAAAAGAACAACUACAAAAGAUGAAUCACUUCCACAGGCUGAAAAGGAAGCAGUGAUUCCAGAUGAAAUUUUUCAAAUGACAGCAGAUGAAGUCAAUAGAAAAGCAAAACUAUUAGAAAAUGAAACAAAAGUAUUAAGAAGUGAACAUAUCUCUAAACAUUUAGAAAUGGAUUCCAUACAAAAAAGAAUUAAAGAAAAUAAUGAUAAAUUACAAGUUAAUACGCAAUUACCACAUUUAGUUGCAAAUGUUGUAGAAAUUAUUGAUAUGGUUUUAGAUGGUGAAACUCAACCUUCAAAAUGUGUUGUAGUUAAAGCUUCAACUAGACAAACAAUAUUUUUAGCCUAUCCAGGUAUUGUAGAUGUAGAUAAAUUAAGACCAGGUGAUCUUGUUGGUAUUAACAAAGAUAGCUAUAUUAUUCUUGAUACUUUACCACCAGAAUAUGAUUCACGUGUUAAAGCAAUGGAAAUUGAUGAAAAACCAACAGAGGAAUAUAGUGAUAUUGGUGGAUUAGAUAAACAAAUUCAAGAAUUAGUUGAAGCAGUAGUGUUACCAAUGACACACAAAGAGAGAUUUGAAUCAAUUGGUAUUAAACCACCAAAGGGAGUAUUGAUGUAUGGUCCACCAGGUACUGGUAAGACAUUAUUGGCACGUGCAUGUGCAGCACAAACAAAUUCUACCUACCUCAAAUUGGCAGGUCCACAAUUGGUACAAAUGUUUAUUGGUGAUGGUGCAAAACUAGUUAGAGAUGCAUUUGCAUUGGCCAAAGAGAAAGGACCAACCAUUAUCUUUAUUGAUGAACUCGAUGCUAUUGGUACCAAACGUUUCGAUAGUGAGGUUAGUGGUGAUAGAGAGGUGCAACGUACAAUGUUAGAGUUACUCAAUCAAUUGGAUGGUUUCAGUAGUGAUGCAAAUAUCAAAGUUAUCGCCGCCACCAAUCGUAUUGAUAUCUUGGAUCCUGCUCUCUUGAGAUCUGGUCGUUUGGAUAGAAAGAUUGAAUUCCCAUUACCAAAUGAAGAGGCUAGAGCUCAUAUCCUUCAAAUUCACUCUCGUAAGAUGAACGUUUCCGCUGAUGUUAAUUUCGAUGAGUUGGCACGUUCCUCUGAAGAUUUCAAUGGCGCUCAAUUAAAAGCAGUUUGUGUCGAAGCUGGUAUGAUUGCACUUCGUAGAGGUGGUACAGAAUUAAUUCAUAAUGAUUUUGUUGAAGGUUGUGUUGAAGUUAUGGCAAAGAAAAAGAAAACUUUAGAAUACUAUGCUUAA